This is a messenger RNA of Panicum virgatum (switchgrass), 2614 nucleotides long. RefSeq names its product protein FAR1-RELATED SEQUENCE 9-like. Gene Ontology annotation, biological process: regulation of DNA-templated transcription. The record is from RefSeq and is a predicted model, not a curated record. The transcript has 9 exons. The coding region runs from base 111 to 2414 and encodes 767 amino acids. NCBI's taxonomy places the organism in Eukaryota, Viridiplantae, Streptophyta, Magnoliopsida, Poales, Poaceae. Gene Ontology annotation, molecular function: zinc ion binding.
AACAGAAUUCCCCAUCACCUGCACAUCUCUCUCUCCACCAACCAUGGCGCAGACCUUGUUCUUCUCCCUGAAUCCCCACCAGUGAGGAGUAAGAUCGAGAGGGACCAAAAAUGGAGGCUGCCGGAAAGUUUCUACUCGACAGGGUCAAAACCCUAGGAGGGUCCUCGAACCAGGGCAUCAACAAUUCUGAUCCAACUUCUAAUGUGAUGGUUCCAACGAUUGAGUCCCAAAAAACGAGCUGGGUUUCAAAUGCGGGCACCAAGUCAGUUGCCAUUUCAGACCCCCGCACACAAGUUGUUUCUUUUGAGCAGGCAGCAUCUAUUAGCUCGUAUCCAUUCAUGGUGCCUGCAUUUUUUAACUUCAGUACUGGGAACCCACAUGGGCCACCGGCACCAAUGACCCUUCAAGAUAUGGUAAUGCAAGCAAGCGGUGGAGUGCUAAAUCAUGGGAACUUACUCCCUGAAGGUAAUGAAGGAUGUCAGAGUACUGCAGUAGUUUCGAGCAAGGAAGAUGGGUACAACAAUUCGGAAUCUGGAUGCCAAGCCACUACUUAUGAUGAUGAGAGUCUAAAUUCUGAACAGUUGGAACCAACAAUAUUGUUGGAAGAACAAGUUCCGACAUCAGCUGUUGGGACCGCGAGCUGUGACGAACUCCAGUUUGGUGGUGUCAACGGCAACAGCAUCGGCACUGAGGCAGAAGGAGUGCAAGGUGGUAGUGCUGUCAAUGAGUGUACUGAAUCAACAACCUUGACAGAUGCUGGUGAUGAACCAUGGCCAAAAGGUAGGAGCCAGUAUGCUUGCUUUGGCGAUGUGGUUAUGUUUGAUACAACAUACUGCACCAAUAUAUACAAGAUGCCAUUUGGAAUUUUUGUGGGAGUCAACAACCAUUUCCAGAGCAUUAUUUUUGCCGGGGUUCUUAUGACUGAUGAGGCAGCUGAGAGCUUUGAGUGGGUGUUUUCUGAAUUUCUGAUUCUUAUGGGUGGAAAACGCCCACAAACAAUACUGACAGAUCAGUGCCAAGCCAUGGGAAUUGCAAUUGAGAAGUGCUGGUGUGGGACUGCACAUUUAUGGUGUAGGUGGCAUGUAUUGAGGGCAGCACAAGCUGAUCUUGGUCCUAUAUUCAAUGUAGGAACUCCUUUCUACAAUAAUUUCCACAAGAUCAUCAAUGAUAUGUUGACGGUUGAUGAAUUUGAGAUGGCUUGGGACCAACUUCUAGAAGACUACAAUCUGAGGGAAAAUGAGUUCAUGCGGCGGACAUACAACAAGAGGAAAAAGUGGGCCAAACCUUAUAACAAAGGAGUCUAUUGUGGCGGGAUGACGAGCACGCAAAGAUCAGAGAGCGCAAACCACAUGUUGAAGAAACAUGUCCCGCGAAAUUCGUCGAUGAAUAAAUUCGUGAUGAACUACAACAACCUGCUCCUGACCAGAUACAAAGCAGAACAAGAAGCUGAGCAUGAGACCAAGCAGAAUGUUUUCGUGCAUGAGCGUGCCUGGCCAAUUGAGAUACAUGCACUACAAGUAUACACCAAUGCAUCAUAUAAGCUCUUCAGCAAACAAGUUGACAAGUCUACCCGUUAUAAUGUCAGACUUACUAAUGAUUCCUCAGUUUUUUUGGUUGUACACGACAAAGCGAAGUUGAGGGAGCGGUAUGCACGUGUGGAGUUCACAGUUCAUGUCGAGGAUGGUGGAGGUUUUCUUGAGUGUGAUUGUGGUCUAUACAGCCACUUGGGCAUCCUGUGUUGCCACAGCAUACGGGUUAUGCUUCAAUUAGGCAUUUCGAGAAUACCAGACCGUCACAUAAUGAUCCAUUGGACAAGAAUUGCAAGAGAUACCGUUCCAGAAGAAAUGAACUUCUACCCUACGGAGGCUGCUCCUGUGCAGCCAUCACUGAUAUACAGACAUAGGCUUUUGGCUGCUAUUGCUGCUCUUAUGGUGACCGAGGGAGACCAUGAUGCAGAAACUUUUGAGAUUGCAACAAAACACAUGCACAGGGCUUUCAUGGAGAUAGCAGAUUAUAGGAAAUUGAAACAGUCAUUCGAGUCAGAUGGGUAUACUAGUAAAAACGAUGGAACCUGCAGCGAGUAUGGCAAUGGUACUGACACCGAUGGUGAAACGGGUGGGAACAUGUUUGGCGCUGCAGGUUCAAGUGCUGGAUUGAGUGAUUCCGAGCUCCUCAGUCUGCGCCCUCCAGAUGUGAAAAUCAAACGUGGGCGGCCUAGGAUGAAUCGGUACAAGGGAAGGCUCGACAUAAUAAAAGAGAAGAUGAAAAGGUCCGGGAGGAAAUCAACUAAGAAAAAAAAGAAAGGCAAGGCCUGCAGAACCUGUGGCCUUGAUGACCAGAAGGAGACAGAAUGCCUAACCAAAAGUGUUGUUAUUACCAGCACAGAGAUGUUGGCGUUUUUCCUUUGGCUGUAGCUGAUGACAUGUAGUUGCUCAUUUUGUAUGAUGCAUCCUUUGUUUCGUCACACUUUACGGUUAAGUGUGUGGCUACUUAGGUGGGAAUUAAUCAUUGAUUAUGUGGUGGCAACUGACCAAAUUUGAUUCAAACAUGUAUUUUGUAUCUGGUUGAUGUCGAAGCCAGACUCCUUAUAUGUCAAUGAUGUUUGAUGAUGGCA